Molecule: messenger RNA, 1782 nt
Organism: Olea europaea var. sylvestris
Lineage: Eukaryota; Viridiplantae; Streptophyta; Magnoliopsida; Lamiales; Oleaceae
Product: probable arabinosyltransferase ARAD1
Exons: 4
Coding region: 13-1446 (477 amino acids)
Molecular function (GO): glycosyltransferase activity
Source: RefSeq, a predicted model, not a curated record
CUGCUUUUUGAGAUGUAUUCCAAUAGGGAAAAGAUUAUGCUACCCAUGAAGUUUCUUUCUUGGCUUAUAGCAGUUUCGAUGAUUCUUUUGAUCCUCUCGUCGUUGUCCCUUCAUCAGUUCAGCAAUAAUUAUGACAAUUCUUCCAUAGCCAGAUCAGUUUUUAAUUUUAUUUUGAAUAAUAAUUCAUCGAUUCACUUGAAAGAUACUAACAUUCACGAAGUGGGUUUUCAAGUUUCUGGUCACACGAUGAAUAUGGAUGAAAUGGGACAACUCCAUGGGUCAGUAUGUGACCAAAGUCGGGCACUUCUUAGGGUAUAUAUGUAUGACUUGCCCUCUGAUUUUCACUUCGGGCUGUUAGGUUGGAAAGGCAAUGCAAAUCAGGCAUGGCCUAGUGUAAGUAUUCCUAAUAGGUAUCCACCAUAUCCUGGUGGUUUAAAUUUACAGCACAGCACAGAGUAUUGGCUUACUCUGGAUCUUCUUGCAUCAAAUACUGCAAAUGUAGAUAGACCAUGCAGUGCAAUCAGAGUGCAGAAUUCAAGUGAAGCGGAUGUAAUAUUUGUACCCUUUUUCUCGUCCCUGAGUUACAACCGGCACUCAAAGGUCCAAGGACAUGAAACAGCUAGUGUUGAUAGAAUGCUGCAGGAUAAAUUGGUGCAGUUUUUGAAAGGUCGGGUAGAGUGGAAGCGUUUGGGUGGGCGGGAUCACUUGAUUGUCGCCCACCAUCCAAAUAGUAUGUUAUUUGCAAGAAAUAAGUUGGGGUCGGCUAUGUUCGUGCUUUCAGAUUUUGGAAGAUACCCUACAAAACUAGCGAACCUUGAAAAAGAUGUAAUUGCACCUUACAAGCAUAUGGUGAGAACGAUCCCGAUUUCUAACUCACCAUCAUUCAAUGAACGGUCUAUAUUGAUGUAUUUCCGAGGAGCAAUUUACAGGAAAGAUGGUGGAGCCAUCCGUCAAGUACUAUACAACCUACUUAAAGACGAGAAAGACGUUUACUUUGCGUUUGGAAGCGUUCAGGCUAGUGGGAUAAAACAGGCAGGGAAAGGGAUGGCCUCUUCCAAAUUUUGCCUGAAUAUUGCUGGAGACACCCCUUCUUCAAAUCGUCUCUUUGAUGCCAUUGCUAGUCAUUGUGUUCCUGUAAUAAUCAGUGAUGAAAUCGAGCUACCCUUUGAAGAUGUUCUCGACUACUCAGAAUUCUGUUUAUUUGUCCGUGCAUCGGAUGCUUUGAAAAAGGGUUAUCUUCUGAAUCUACUCAGAGGGAUUAAGCAAGAGAACUGGACGAAAAUGUGGGAAAGAUUAAAGAAUGCCAGUCGACACUUUGAGUAUCAGUGUCCAUCUCAGGCUGGUGAUGCUGUGGAUAUGAUUUGGCAGACUGUUUCUCGCAAGAAAUCGGCCACACAAUUAAGUGUUCACCGGAAGAACAGAUACAGCAGAUCACAUUCCUCUUAAGUUCUCUGUUUAGGCUGCCAUUCCAGGUGAAGGCGCAAUAUCCAGAGGGAUGCUCAAGUCCUGCAGUGCAACAUCCUUCAGAACCCGAGAACUUCUGAGAACUAACAUUUCUCCUGGUCCCCAUCGCAGAGCAAGAUCUAUGCUUCUCAGGCAAGAAACCCUCUCUGGUUGAAUAGAGAAAAAUCCAAUACAAAAGAUGACUAGGAUAGUCAGCUUACUGGCAGAGAAACUCAUUUUGCACUAUAGAAACAGAGAAUUUCUUCUGUAAGAGAAUAAAUGCUUUGUCUGAAAUGAAACCCUCUAUUCCUCUGUAUAUAAACCUGGGGAAUUUUGUCU